ACAUCCAACUCUCGAUGGGUGUAAAUCUACGGAUUUGUUGAGCCAUCCAGCGAAUGCUACCGGGUUAUCAACAAUGCCAUCUCCAGCUCCAGUCCGAAGCUCAGAAAAGCGCAACGAGGGACUUGCCCAGAGUCACAAGGACGGGACGAGGCGGACGGGCAACCUCACUGUCGAACGGCCCUGUAUCUUUGGAUGGAAGAACGUGGCCUGGAUGAUCACACCCUUCCUGAUUGCUUAUCUGACUUACCGCUUCCAGCCAGUCCUACCCAGCACCCAUGCUGUCUGCGUCUCUGGAGGAACGAUCUAUACCGCCGAGCCGGACAGUCCCUUCGUCGAGUGCAUCGCCGUCAAGGGCCAUAGGAUCAGCUUUGCGGGCAAGAGGGAUGAGCUGGAGAAGUCCCAUGCUCAGCCGGGAUGGCUCGAUCGUAUGCAAGCGUGGCUAAAGUUCAACUACUCGACCAACGGUGGUCAACUUGCGAUUGACACACUGGAUGGGGAAGUCUCCCUACUCCCGGGAUUGAUUGAUGCCCAUGCACACCCGCUCGAGUACGGAGAAGGAUUGGUAGGGGUCGACCUGGUUGGUUGCAAAUCGGUUCAAUCCAUCAUUGAUCGCAUAAUCAGUCACCCAAGCUUGCAAUCUGCGAAUCCGAAUCUGAUUAUUCGUGGAAGCGGGUGGGACCAAACCCUGUUCGAGGGCAAGCAUUUUCCUACCGCGGCUGCUCUUUCCAACAACCCAAAACUUCAGGGGAAGAAGAUCGUCCUAAGACGAAUCGACUACCAUGCUUAUUGGGUUUCAGAGGCUGUUCUCGAUUCGGUCCUUGCUAAAAAUCCUCCCCUGGACAUGGAGGGCGGCGAAGUCGUAAAGAACCAGGAUGGGAAACCUACUGGCGUCUUUGUCGAUAAUGCCAUGGAUUUGAUCGAUGCAAUCAUCCCCGAAAGGACGGAUGAGGACCGCUUUAGAUACCUUGAGUCGACAGCCAAAGAAAUGCUGUCUGUCGGAUUGACGACCGUAAACGAUGCCGCCACAGACCUAGAAACUAUAAGGUUUUACAAAACACUCGAUGAUCAAGAUAAGUUACCUGUGAGGGUAACAGGUAUGGUCAAUUGCGGAUACACGUAUUGCGGAGACCAGGUCGAGAAAAUAACCGGUGACAAAUUUAACCUCCGCAGUGUUAAGCUAUUCGUGGAUGGCGCAUUAGGCUCUUGGGGAGCAGCACUUUGGGAGCCCUAUUCAGACUUGAGGUCAUCGCGGGGCGUUUUACGUGCUCCUGAGGAGGCCUUUCUUCCACUAAUUCAACGCUGGGUCGAGGCCGGUUUCCAAGUGAACUCGCAUGCGAUUGGCGAUCGCGCCAAUACGCUGGUCAUCGACGCGUACGAAAACGUCUUGAGUAACCUGAAUCGCUCUACUCAUUCGGCACGCCCAUUCAACUUUCCCCGGCUCAGGAUCGAACAUGCACAAGUUCUUCGCCUUGCGGAUAUAGAAAGGAUCGGCAAAAUGGACAUUAUAGCUAGUGUUCAGCCCACGCAUGCAAUUGCCGACAUGGACUACGCUGAGGCUCGGCUUGGAAGUGAAAGAAUACGUGGAGCCUAUGCAUGGAACAGCUUGUUGAAGAAUAAUGUGACAUUAGCUUUAGGAUCAGACUUUCCGGUUUCAUCGGUGUCACCUUUCUUGGGAAUCCAUGCGGCAUUCACUCGAAGAAAGCCAGGUCCCAGUGAUAACGAUGAUCAUCAAGGAUGGUAUCCAUCAGAAAGGAUCGAAAGCCUCCAACAAAUCAUCGAUGGGUUCACGAUCCAUGCUAGUUUUGCCGGCUUCACUGAGCAUCUCACCGGAAGUUUACGCGUUGGAAAACUGGCUGAUUUUGUGAUCAUCAAUCAAAAUCUAUUUGAUUCUUCAAAAUCCAGAGAUCAAAUCUCAGAGCGGAUCUUGAAUGCUCAAGUCCUAGCGACUGUCUUAAAUGGUCAAAUCGUCUUUGGGAAAAUCUGAACUGAUGUCCUUCCACAUGGCCAACCACUUUCUGGUUUGCUGGAAAUCUUGUCAUUGUGUGGCCUUUUGUUUUCUUGGGCUGAGUGUGUUUUAAUGAUAUGUUUGCAUUUAAAGUCUAUAUCCUGC
Puccinia graminis f. sp. tritici CRL 75-36-700-3 is the source of this 2110-nucleotide messenger RNA. RefSeq lists its product as uncharacterized. The record is from RefSeq and is a predicted model, not a curated record. NCBI's taxonomy places the organism in Eukaryota, Fungi, Basidiomycota, Pucciniomycetes, Pucciniales, Pucciniaceae. Gene Ontology annotation, molecular function: hydrolase activity, acting on carbon-nitrogen (but not peptide) bonds. The transcript has 9 exons. Bases 74 to 1984 code for a protein of 636 amino acids.